AGUCAUGAAGCGCGCGCACUCUCUAUUAGCUCGACGGAUUUUUUUUCUGUAGCAGAGGCGGUGCCUCGGUGAUAGCCGGGGCGGGCGAACCGAAGCGACGGGCGGGCAAAACUCAGCCUGAAGACACCGGAGACAAAUCGACCGGUGGCAGCGGAGCAGCGUCCCCUCACUUCAUCGGACUUUACAAUUCCUCACCCCGCCUCACAUGGCUUCUGUGACCAGUGCGGAACGACGCGCGUUUGCUUUAAAAAUUAACAGGCAUUCGUCUGCAGAAAUUAGGCGAAACUUCAGUGGCAACUAUGGCUAUUAUCACAAACGGACAAAUUCCAACGCCUCAACUAUGACAUACCUCACCGUGCCGCAGUCAUAUGACGCGUUGGAUCCUUUGGACCUGGAGGAGUUCCUGAUGUCGCACCUCCGAAGUGGCGACUUUGCUCUAAUGCAGGAGCUCGGGGACUUCCCUGAUGACGACCUAAAGGUGGACCUGGUGGAGAAGGAGUGUCGCACAGUCCGGCACCCCGUACCUCACGAUGGAGUGGAGUUGGAUCCCCACGUGAGAGAUUGCGUCAAGAGUUACACCCAGCCGUGGCUUGUGGUGUCCAGAAGGUGCCAAGGGGAUGGCUGGAGUGCGUAUUCAGAGCGAGCCGGUCUGCACAAGCUCCUUCAAAAACAGACAUUUGAGUCCGAUGUGCAGUCACUCAAAGAUGACACACCAGUCAAGUCUCCGAGUUUAGCAGGGCUGAAUGAUGACUCUGGCCGGACACUGACCUCCUCAGACUUUAACCUGCGUUGUUUGACCCCGGACCAGAGGGUGGGGGGGCUAUUGGCUUUCAGCAGUCCUGAAGAACUUGACCGCUUCAACCAGGAGAGCCGACAGGGAAACAGACACCCUGAGAUCUUUGCGCUGUACCCACCCGCUGACGAGGAAGACGCGGUAGAGAUCCGACCCGUCCCCGACUGCCCCAAAGAACACACUGGAGACCGCAUCCUGAUCCGAUGCCAAGCCAUCAAGUUCGAGAUUGAUAUUGAGCCCAUAUUUACAACCAUGGCCUUAUAUGACCUGAAAGAGAAGAAAAAGAUAUCCGAGAAUUUCUACUGUGACAUGAACUCGGAGCAGUUUAAAGGCUUCCUGCGAUCGCACACUCCACAUGUAGACCCAUCUUCUCUAGCCCGGUCAGCCAUCUUCUCUGUCACCUACCCUUCUCCGGACAUCUAUCUUGUCAUAAAGAUUGAAAAAGUCCUUCAACAAGGCGAGAUUGGGGAAUGUGCCGAACCUUACAUGAUGAUGAGGGAUUGUGAUUCGUCAAAGAACAAGGACAAGCUGGAGAAGCUUCGAGGCCAGGCUGAGACUUUCUGCCAGAGGCUGGGUCGCUACCGAAUGCCCUUUGCCUGGGCCACCGUCAACAUUAUGGAAGUCAUCAGCACUGCUGCCCUUGACCGAGAUCUCAUUGAUUCCGACAGUGUAAAAGGGAAAACAAGCAGCAUAGAUCGUAAAGCGCAGCUGCCCCGGAGAAACUCUGAACGUUUCAGCACCUUUGAUGAGCAGCCAUGUAACAUCUCUGCCUUCAAGCCUGCCACCAUCACCAUCAGCACCAUCUUCAAACAGGAGGGAGAUCGGUUGAGUGAUGAGGACUUGCUCAAAUUCUUGUCCGAGAUUAAGAAAACAUCCACUCCACAAAGACGAAUCAAGACAAUACCUGGUUCCAUAAAGUUGGACAUGUCUCCACUGCAUGACUUACCUCAGGCCUGUUUGUCCACCGAGCUCAUCCCCCUCAUUCCUGUGGCUGAAAGGAACAUACGACAUGUCAAAGAAGUGCUGGAGUUCCCUUCUAGUGAGGUUUACGUCCCUCAUAACGUUUACAGGAACCUGCUCUUCAUUUAUCCCCAGAGGCUGAAUUUUGUUAACAGGUUGACGUCUGCACGAAACAUCACAAUCAAAAUCCAGUUUAUGAGUGGAGAAGACCCCAGCUGCGCUUUACCUGUAAUUUUUGGCAAAUCAAGUGGGCCUGAAUUUGUGCGAGAAAUUUACACCCCUGUUACUUACCAUAACAAAUCACCUGAUUUCUACGAAGAGGUAAAGAUGGCACUUCCUGCCCGUCUAACGGAGCGACACCACUUGCUCUUCACUUUUUAUCAUAUCAGCUGCCAGCAGAAACAGAACCAGAGCAACAACUGUGAAACGCUCAUUGGCUACUCUUGGCUCCCAAUAUGGAUUAAUGACAGACUGCACACUGGUCAAUUCUGCUUGCCUAUUGUCUUGGAUCGACUACCUCCUAAUUACUCGCUGCACACUGCUGAGAAACUUCCUUCUCAGAUGCCCCUAGUCAAGUGGAUGGAAAGUCACAAGGGAUUGUUCAAUCUGGAGGUUCAGGCUGUAUCUUCUGUGCACACGCAAGACAACCACUUGGAGCGCUUCUUCACCCUGUGUCACGCUCUGGAGGGUGGAGCCACAUUCCCGCUGCGCGUCCGAGAGGAGAAGAUCCCCGAAAACAAGCUGGAGCACGAACUAAAGCUCAGCAUUAUCUCCCUGUCGUCAUCCAGCCUUGAGCCGCUGGUGCUCUUUCUUCAUCUGGUACUGGACAACCUGUUCACGCUCAUCAUGCAGCCUAUGCUCAUUGCUGGCCAGACCGCCAACCUGGCCCAGAUUGCCUUCGAGUCCGUGGUGUCCAUUGUUAAUAGUCUCCAUAACAGUCAAGAGCUGACCAGGGAUCAGCAGGGACGCAACAGCUUGUUGGCCACCUAUGUGUACUGGGUGUUUCGUCUUCCUGACCCCCCUCGAGACAUUCCAAACGGAACGGGUGGUGUUAUGCCAUCCGCAGAGAGCCGUUACAGUACGAUGGGGCGAGCCUCUGCAGCUACGGUGGGCAGCAUGCUUCUGCAGUCCAGGAUUCGCAGCAGCAGCAACCCCGACAUUCCUGCACCGCACUCUUCUGCUGAGGAUGCUGAAGUCAAACACAUCUUGGCUGCUAAGGGCCACAAUCUUCCAGGCAGUCGCAUGUCAACUAUUUUGGACACCAACAGCCAUCAGAAUCAAACAGGAAGCACCAGGCCCUCUAGCAGAAAGCAGUUUCAUGAGGAGUUGGCCCUGCAGAUGGUGGUUAGCACUGGGGUGUGCAGGGAGAACGCAUACAAAUAUGCCUGGUUCUUCUUUGAACUGCUGGUAAAAAGCAUGGCCGAGCAUGUUUCUCAGCUGGACCAGAACAACGUACCAAGGAGGAGCCGCUUCUCAGACCGCUUUAAAGACGACAUCACCACCAUCGUCUCUGUGGUCACGGCCGAGAUCGGGACCAUCCUGGUCAAGCAGCAGAAGGAGGUGGAGCAGGCGGAGAAAGUCAACAUCAGCUUGGCCUUUUUCCUGUAUGACCUGCUUUCUCUCAUGGACCGAGGCUUUGUUUUUUUGCUGGUGAAAAACUACUGCAAUCAGAUGUCUGCCAAAAGUGUUUCGAUGCCAACACUGAUCAGCAUGCGUUUGGAGUUUCUGCGAAUCCUUUGCAGUCACGAGCACUACCUCAACCUCAGCCUGUUCUUCAGCAGUCCAGCCUCGGCUCCCGCCUCUCCAUGCCCGUCUAUCUCCUCGCAGAGUUCUGGUUCAUGUAGUUUCCAAGAGCAGCAAAGGAUCCUGGGCCUGUUUGAGCUUUCUCAGGAGUUUAAACAGCAACACUACCUCACCGGCCUCCUGCUCACCGAGCUCAGCGCGGCCCUCGACAUGGAGACAGAGGGAGGCAAGGUCCAGAAAAAGGCCAUCAAUGCCAUCUUCAGCUUGCUGUGCUCUCACGAUCUGGAUCAUCGCUGCAUCAAGAGUGAAGUCAGAGCCAAAAUGGCUGCCCUGUACCUGCCUCUGGUGGGCAUCAUCAUUGACUCCACCAACUACUUGGAUUUUACCGUGUCAGACGCACGCGGCGCGAAGAACAAAAGUGGUGGACCUGAAGACGACCUUGACAGCGUGCCGCCCAUCAAUCAAUCUGUUGCCAUGGCGAUCGCUGGCAACCCCUUCAACACGCUAGGGAGGAACGUUCUUGUUUCCAUGGCGUCCAUGCAGGGUAAGUCUGUAGCCACCCUGGCAGCAGACACCAGCCGCCACCUGCUGGUAUGCUUCCUGUGGGUGAUGAAGAAUGCUGACCAUGGAUUGAUACAGCGCUGGACUGUGGACAUGCCUCCCUCGCUGCUCAACAAGCUGCUAGAGCUCCUUACUAUCUGUGUGUCCUGUUUCGAGUACCGGGCUCACCAGAGCAGCGAUAAAGUGAGCACACAGGCUUUACAGAAAUCCCAGCAGGCUAAGCUCCAGCUGGAAGAAGCCUUGCUGAGAGGAAUGGGAGCCCGCGGGGAAAUGAUGAAGCGAGUCGGAGGAAUGGACAGAACAACGGGUCAAAGGGAAAACUUGCGUUGGAGGAAAGAUCUCACCCAGUGGAGACAGACCAACGACAGACAUGAUAAGACCAAAGCAGAGUUGGACCAGGAGGCUCUGAUCAGUGGGAACUUGGCCACAGAGGCAAAUCUUAUUGUAUUGGACCUGCUGGAGACCAUUGUGCAGGCGGUGCCAUUAGCAGACUGUAAGGACAGCGUGGUGGGAGGUGUGUUGAAGGUGCUACUCCACUCGCUCACCUGCAACCAGAGCAGCACCUUCCUUUCACACACCUUCAGCACACUCAGGGCACUCGUUGUCAAGUUUGGUGAGUUGCUUUUUGAAGAAGAGGCUGAACAGUGUGCCGACCUAUGCCAGAAGGUGCUCCAGUAUUGCAGCAGCCCCGUAGACGAAAAUCGGAGUCAAGCAUGCGCCACCCUCUACCUCAUCAUGAGAUACAGCUACAGCAAUGCCAGUCAGAACUUUUCCAGGGUGAAAAUGCAGGUCACCAUGUCGCUGGCUUCACUUGUGGGGAAGUCCUCCGACUUCCAGGAGGAACACUUAAGGCGUUCCCUGCGCACCAUCCUGGCCUAUGCCGAGGAGGACGCCGAGAUGCAAAACACGCAGUUACCACUACAGGUAGACGAGCUCCUGAGGAACCUCAACAGCAUCUUGUCGGACACAGUAAAGAUGCGAGAGUUCCAAGAAGACCCUGAGAUGCUCAUGGACCUUAUGUACAGGAUAGCAAAAGGCUACCAGACGUCGCCUGACCUGCGUUUGACAUGGCUGCAGAACAUGGCGGAGAAGCACAACAACAGGAAGUGCUACACCGAGUCGGCUAUGUGUCUCGUUCACGCCGCCGCGUUGGUGGCCGAGUAUCUCAGUAUGCUGGAAGAUCACAAAUACUUGCCCAUUGGCAGUGUCACCUUCCAGAGCAUCUCCUCCAACGUGCUGGAGGAGUCGGCCGUGUCAGAUGAUAUCCUGUCCCCCGACGAGGACGGCGUGUGUUCGGGUCGCUACUUCACUGAGAGCGGCCUUGUGGGGCUGCUGGAGCAGGCUGCCGAGCUGUUCAGCAACGGGGGUCUGUAUGAGGCAGUUAAUGAGGUCUAUAAGGUAAUCAUUCCCAUCCUGGAGGCACACAGAGACUUCAAGAAACUGGCGUUCACUCAUGACAAACUGCAGAGAGCCUUUGACAACAUCAUUCAGAAGGGUCACAAAAGGAUGUUCGGCACCUACUUCCGGGUGGGUUUUUACGGCAGCAAGUUUGGAGACCUGGAUGAGCGGGAAUUCAUUUACAAGGAGCCAGCCAUCACGCACCUCCCUGAGAUAUCGCACCGUUUGGAGAAUUUUUAUGGUCAAUGUUUCGGGGAGGAUGUCCUUGUGAUGAUCAAAGACUCUACACCUGUGGAUAGAAAACAGCUCAACCCCAACAAGGCCUACAUCCAGGUUACAUACGUGGAGCCAUACUUUGAUGACUAUGAGAUGAAAGACCGACUAACUAACUUUGAGAAGAACUUCAACCUGCGUCGCUUUAUGUACACGACGCCCUUCACCAAGAGCGGGCGCCCGCGGGGUGAGCUUAACGAGCAGUACAAGAGGAAGACCAUACUCACCACAAUGCACGCCUUUCCUUACGUCAAGACUCGCAUCAACAUCAUCCAGAAGGAGGAGUUUGACCUGACUCCCAUUGAGGUGGCCAUCGAGGACAUGCAGAAGAAGACCAGGGAGCUGGCGGUGGCCACGCACAGAGAGCAACCAGACGCUGUCAUGUUACAGAUGUUGUUGCAAGGUUCAGUGGGAGCCACUGUUAACCAGGGCCCGCUGGAAGUGGCCCAGGUCUUCCUGAAUGAGAUCCCGGCGGACCCUAAGCUCUUCCGUCACCACAAUAAACUGCGGCUGUGUUUCAAGGAGUUUAUUAUGAGGUGUGGCGAAGCCGUCGAGAAGAACAAGCACUUGAUCACGUCUGACCAGAAGGAAUAUCAGCAGGAGCUGAAGAAGAACUACAACCGCCUGCGUGAGAACCUGAGGCCCAUGCUGGAGAGGAAGAUCCCCGAGUUAUACAAGCCCAUCAUUAGACCUCGGCUGGAGAAUAGGGAUUCCUUCAAACGUCUGAGUUUCCGCAAAACUCAGGAGGAAGUCUCCUGAGAGCUCCUGCCAAGUCCAGGAUGCAACACUUUGUGAAGAGGAGGAGUAUUCGUCUGUGGUGACCUCAUUUCACCAUGACAGUUGGUGUAAAGUUCUCAAGAAGACAACCAGCAGUGUUAAUGUUAAUUAUGUUAAUACAGUGGUACCUUAAGAUAUGAAAUUAAUUCGUUCCGGAGUGGCUUUCUUAUACAGAAUCUUUCGUAUGAUGAAUCGCAUUUUACAUAUAAAUCCCCUAGUUCGUUCCAAGCUAGACUAAAAUUCUCACAUUAAAUUUACUGUCAUGUACUUUGAUUGGCUAUCUUUAUUUGUAAUGCUUUGUUGGCCCCUAGUGGUGCUUAAGUGUAACUAGUUUAUUAGGUUCUAGCUCAUUCUACAGAUGUUAUGACUACUCGAGCACAUAGCAAACACGGAGUGCUAAUAGAUGAGCCAACAGCAAUUGCUUGCUAUUUCAUUUCGCUGUUUGUGCCUUGCAAAAUAUAGUCUUCUUGUGUUCAUAUACAGUGGGGAGAACAAGUAUUUGAUACACUGCCAAUGGUUUUUCCCAUUGACUGUGUAUCAAAUACUUGUUCUCCCCACUGUACAUGAGCAUUGUGUAGAACAUUGCUGUGUGUAGGUAUGUAUAUCCGUUUGUUUACAUUUAUAGUCAGAUGUAGUUACAUUAUUGCAUUGCUGUGAUCGAGAAUGAUCUAUUACGGUAAGUAUUAUCUUUCGUACGAUGAAUAAUUUUUCAUAAUGUAAAGGGAAAAAAAGCAUCGAAAUACUUUUCGUAAAAUGAAUGAUUCGUCUACCGAAGCUUUCCUAUCUCAAGGUACCACUGUACUUGUUUUUCUGUACUCGAGGUGAGUGUGACUUGACUCGUAGAGCACUUCACUGUAAAAUGUUAACAUCCUAACGAUGCUGCAAACGUUCCCCUUAAGGUCCUUGCUGGCUCAGGACCUCUGUGCCAAUAACGCUGUCACCCUGAGCGUAUAUUUGUGCAUGUUGGUGGAUAUGACAUGAUGAUAAGUCAUGUCACAUAUGCAAUAAAUGAUUCUGUUUUAGGUUAAAGGGCUUACUAAAAUUUCAAUCUGUGUGUUAAACACACCAGUUUAGAUGUUUAUACUGUAAGUUUGAAUUUGAAGCUCCCCCUUCCUUUUUUUUUUAAAUUUUUUAUUUAAUUUAUUUGGAGUUACCUGACAAGUUUGCAUGCAGUGGAGGGACUUAUCUGCACUAGAUUGUAAGUAUGAACCGUGACACAAUAAAGUGUACAAAUGUGAAAAUACUUUUAUUUUGUAGAAAUCUAUUUUUAGAUUACAGCAACAUUAGUAUUGAUGAAAAUACUAAUAGUCAGGGUUUGUUUGGUACUGAUAAAACAAUGUGUCACAGUUCCACAGUGCUAAGUUUUGUUUUUUCUUUUUUUGAGAGCAAUUAUUUCAAAUGCUACUGCACAUUGUUGAUUUAAUGUUUGUUUGUUUUUUUGUCAGAAUACUGUACAGUAUAUUACUGGAGAUACAUUUCCUAAAUGUAUGCAGUACAUGAAUACAUUCCUAUACAUACAAAACUUAUUUCACUUACAUGUGUGCAGUUUUUGUUUUCAUUCAGCUUGUUAUCCAGGGCACAUUUAGUAGAUUACUGACUUUUUUGCAAAUUGUUUAGACAGAUCAUUGUAUUAAUUUAAAUUCUCUUUUACAAACUAUUUUUGAGAAAUACUGAUAAAAGAUGGCCAAAAUGUGUGUUCAUCCUUGUAAGACCACCCAGUCACCACAACUUUAGAGAUACCUGCACAUUCCAAUGAGAAACGAUACACAAAACCUAUUUUCUAUACCAGUUUGGAUUGACACUGCCUGAAAGAUGUAUUAUAUUUUGUCAGUAUAAUUCAGUGCUGCAGAUGCCAAUCAAAACAAAGAAUGCCUUGUUGAACAAUUCUUGUUCUGUUCAAAUGCAUCUACUACGUGUAGGUGCCUGUAUAUACUGUAUGUGUUAUUUUCAUUUUUUGUUGUUACUAUAUUUUACAACACAGAUGUCAUGGACUGUACAUAAUACUGGAAAACCACCUCAAUAAAAUUUUAAAUGUA
Messenger RNA from Corythoichthys intestinalis (scribbled pipefish), 8541 nucleotides. RefSeq names its product dedicator of cytokinesis 8 (gene dock8). The record is from RefSeq and is a predicted model, not a curated record. Gene Ontology annotation, cellular component: cell leading edge. Bases 206 to 6487 code for a protein of 2093 amino acids. NCBI's taxonomy places the organism in Eukaryota, Metazoa, Chordata, Actinopteri, Syngnathiformes, Syngnathidae. The transcript is spliced from 48 exons. Gene Ontology annotation, molecular function: guanyl-nucleotide exchange factor activity. Gene Ontology annotation, biological process: small GTPase-mediated signal transduction; positive regulation of T cell migration; positive regulation of establishment of T cell polarity.